Molecule: messenger RNA, 1470 nt
Organism: Moneuplotes crassus
Lineage: Eukaryota; Ciliophora; Spirotrichea; Euplotida; Euplotidae
Source: the annotation of a GenBank genome assembly
GAAAACCAGAACUAAUUUUACAUUGAUAAUGGGGAAGAUUCCGAAUACCAACAUCCUUGUAGACAAGUUUCGGGUUGGAAGAUACAGAAAGCAUACUUUUGUAUACUUUUUGAGCCAUUUCCACUCUGAUCAUUACUGUGAGCUUUCUGAGCAUUGGAACUUUGGAAUCAUUUACAUGACCCAUGAGACUAGACAACUUUGUGUGAACAAGUUUCCGAAUUUGGCAGAUUGCACUGUAGCGCUUGAAUUAGAUGUACCUUGUAUGAUAUUUUUGGAUAAAGACAACACAGAAGCAAUUCAAGUAACACUUAUUGAUGCUAAUCACUGUCCUGGAUCCUGAAUGAUGCUUUUCGAAGGAAAGAUGGGUACCAUUUUACAUACAGGUGAUUUCAGAUUUUCACCAAAAUUCUUUGAGAACGAGAAACUUUUCCCACCAAUGAAUUACAAUGAAGAGGAGAAAGGAAUUGCAUGAGAUAUUGAUCAUCUAAUUUGUGAUGGGACUUUUAGUGAAGAUGAUAAAAUAUUUGAAUCUCAAGAAGUAGCUUACAAUCACAUCCUAGGCAUAGUAAAGAAGCAUCAAGAUUACAGAAUUUAUCUCUUUGCUUAUCAACUUGGAAAAGAGGAAAUUUUCAUAUCUUUGGCCAAGCACUUUAAAACAAAAAUAGUUUUGACUCCAGAAAGAUACAAAACAAUUGAACUAAUUGGGAUGGAUACUCAAUACUUCACAACAGAUGAGACUGAAGGAUGGAUCUUUGUUAGGCAUUUCAUUCAGCGUAGAAAAAUGGAUAUAGAAGAGUACAGCAUCAUGGGUCCAACCAUUUUUAUAGUUUUAACAGGUAAAGCAGAAUUUGUAGGAGCCACUAAAAAGUAUAUCUAUAAUGGAAAAUAUUCCUCACAUUGUGACUCAAAAGAGAUGGAAAGAUUUAUUAAAGCUAUUUGCCCCAGAACAUUGGAAUUUCAUUCGCAUCCUGAUACUGAUAAAUCCAGAAAGUUUAGAGGAUAUCUUCAGAGGACAUAUUGCCGAGGCAAUCCUUCCAGCUGAAAGCAAUUAGAGUCUAAGUUAGUAGAUUUACAUGCUAAAGUUAUUGAGAAAGAAUUUGGAGAUAUCUCAACAGAUUUCACAAAGAUUGCUAGACCUCCAGCUAUGAGGAAAAGAAAAAGACAUAGAGCAAGUGGAGCUAAGUUAAUCCAUAAAAAGCCUAUAAUGACUCUUACUGAUGAUGAAGAAGAUGAAAAUACAGCUGAUUCUAAUAAGAAUAUUCCAAAAGUUGAAAUUCAAAAAGAUGAUUCUGAAGAAGAUAUUGAUGAUUUGUUUAAUUCGGAUGAAGACAACCUUUUCAAAAAGCCAACUGAGGAUGUUAGUAAGCCAAAUAAAAGGCAAAAACUUUGCUAAAAAUCAUAAUUAGCGCUCUACAAUUCUUAACUUUACCGUAUCUGAGAUAUUAUAUAAAUAUUAAUUCAAUUUCUGUU